Fusarium subglutinans is the source of this 777-nucleotide messenger RNA. RefSeq lists its product as uncharacterized. The record is from RefSeq and is a predicted model, not a curated record. Bases 1 to 777 code for a protein of 258 amino acids. The transcript has a single exon. NCBI's taxonomy places the organism in Eukaryota, Fungi, Ascomycota, Sordariomycetes, Hypocreales, Nectriaceae.
AUGGCGUCCUGGUACUCAAACCUUGUCCAGAAGACAUCUUCUCAAAUCUCCUCCCUCCGUCAGAAUCUCCUCUCCGGCGAACAAGACGGCGACUCCGAAGACGAUACUCACGUCUGCCGUGUGCUCCGUGGCUAUUAUACAGAAAAGGGGCGUCCAUUCCCCUCAUGGCUGCCCGCGGAUCCCAAGGCACCAGCCCAACAACCCAUACAGCCUGUCAUGACACCACAAGCCGGCCAGCGCCCCGGCGCUCAAGGUCAGCAACACGGCGGUCUGAGCAGUCUAUGGGACAACGGACCGCAACAGCCACAACAACAGGCGCCUCAGAGUCUUCGGGCUGGAGGCGGACGAACACCUGCCUCGUUGCAACCUGGCGGCGGCGGCGGCGGUGAUAUUAAUAGGCGACCACUGCCAAGUCAGCAGCGCGCGGGCAGCUACCAGAGCACGGGCGGCCAAUUCGGUAGGCCCGAAACGGCGAGCGUGCCACCUGGUGGUGCUUCCGGGGGUGGAGGUGGAGGUGGAGGAUCUGCGCAAGAUAGAUUGCGACAGAGGCUUUGGGGAGGAGGAUCGCGAACAACGAGUCCUCAGGCUGGAAGUCAAGGGCCUUUCAAUCCUCCCGGUGGAAAUAAUGGAGGAGGAGGAGGAGGUGGUGGUGGUGGUGGCGGCGGCGGUUAUGAAGACCGAUUUGCGCCAGGCGGAAUGUAUGAUCAAGCAAGUGGCGGCGGUAACGCUGGAUUGAGGAGAGGAGGCUUGCCCAGUGGACCAAGGGGAUACAGAUAA